CCACCUUUUCUGUAGAGAUUCCCCGCCACUAGCUUUAACAUACUUCUCAUGUUGCUCAAUAGUGGGCCAAGACCUGAAUUUCAACUUGACAGUAACUACCUAAAUUGAAGGGGAGAAUUGUACUCUCCGGCUCCUUCAACUACAACCUGUGAAAAGAUUCUCUGGUUGCAAUAGUAGAUAACAUUGGUGGUUGAAGAUUCCAAUAUUGGUUCUCUCCAGUAAAGCCGAAAAGCGACUGGGCUGCACAUCGCCCCGACGAUCUGACAAUUUGUGUUAGUCAAACAGGGAUGAUUAUGUCGUCGCUCAUUGAACCUUAAAAACAAUCAAAGACCUGCGGCUAAGCUGGAGGAACACAACCUGACGCACAACACACCUCGCUCUUAAGUUUGAUCCACAUCUCUAAGCCACCUUCCACCAUAGCUUGGAGAAGCGUUGGGAACCUUCAGAAAUUCUAAAACCUUAUUUUUCUUUCAAGGAAUCUGCCUAUUUCUAAAGCAGGAUGGACCGUAAGAAUCCUUCGGAGGAGGACUUGGCUCCCAUCCCGGGAAGCCCGACGCCUCUGCCAAGAACGAAACGCGGCCUUGAGAAACCUUCCUGGAUGGAUAUUCGGGCGCCUCCGAUGACCCCUCCCACUGACCUUUGGCAUGCAAGCCGCGGUCGAAAGGUUCCCCGGGUGAAGAAGCUAGCGCUCGAAGUCCGCCUUUUUCUGGAUUUUGAACAAUGCGGAGAGAAAAAGGUUUUUGAUAUUGAGAGAUGCCUCUCCCUCAAACAAUUUUUAGAUCUUGUCGACAAAGUCUUUGAAGGUGUUAUGCUUUUCGAGCAAGUUGACACCUCAGAGUUGCAGUUCAUCUCAAUCAGCUGGCAACGUCGAACCGGCACCCACUGUAUAAAAAUUACUCCAGAAGCCUAUGCUGAUUGGGAAGCAAUGGUUCAAGUUGCGAAAACCACCAUUCGUACCCAAAGAGCAGGGGAAAAGGUCGCAAAGGUUGAGGUCCAUAUUCGUGAUGAAAACAAGCGGCGCUGGGCCGAAAUCGCGGAGAAAAUCAAGCUUAAGCUUAAUACAGAGGAUACUGAGAAAGGAUAUUCCUCUGAGCAGACGAUGGAUUUUGAGAUGGAAAAUUAG
Xylona heveae TC161 is the source of this 1123-nucleotide messenger RNA. RefSeq lists its product as hypothetical. Bases 500 to 1123 code for a protein of 207 amino acids. Lineage: Eukaryota; Fungi; Ascomycota; Xylonomycetes; Xylonales; Xylonaceae. The record is from RefSeq and is a predicted model, not a curated record. The transcript has 4 exons.